UGGCCAGUUGACUGGCAACUGCCGUUUUGCUUGCACUUGCCUCCUCCGCGGGCUGCUAAUCGUGAGCCAUUGGUUUAUCGCUCCUUAUAGCUAGAAGUAGAUUAUGUACAAAUAUCAAAGCCCAACGUCUGAGCGAAUCCUCGAGAAACCCGACGCCGAGAUGAAGUUUCGUGGCAAUGGAAAGCUUUUGUGGAAUUUGACCAAGAACUCCUUCGCCCAACAGUCUCCAAAUGGGAUCGCCAAGAAAGUGCUGCCCGCCAGCAGCUACAGCACCGUCCAAAAGACCAUUCCCUUGGAGCAGCCGAAUCUGCUGAAGUACCACGUCCUGCCGCUGGAGGAAACGCUAAACCGCUUCAUGACCACGGUGGAACCUCUGCUGACGCCGGAGGAGUUUCAACAGCAAAAGGGAAUUACCUCCGAGUUUUUGAAGAAGCAGGGACGCGAACUGCAGCUGCUCCUGGAAGAAACCGGCAGCAAGGAGAAGAAUUGGCUGGCCCACCGCUGGCUGAAGGCUGCCUAUUUGACCUAUCGAGACCCAGUCACCGUGUUCGUGAGUCCCGGCAUGACCUUCCCCAAGCAAAACUUCAGGGACUCACGCGCUUUCGUGGACUAUACCGCCAGGGUUAUCUAUGGCCUGGGCGAAUUCAACGACAUGGUGCACGCCAACCAAAUUCCGAUCGUUAAAAUGGGCAAGAACGAGCUGGACAACAGCCAGUUUGGCAAGGUUUUCGGCACAUGUCGUAUUCCCAGACGGGGCACCGACGAGAUCGUAUACAAUCCCGACUCCGAUUAUGUGGUGGUGAUCUACAAGAAUCACUUCUACCAACUGAAGAUAUACAGUAAGGAGGGAAAGCUCAUUGCUGCUCCAUGUCUAGCUGCUCAACUCGAGAAUAUCUUGUUGAAGGAAACGCAAGUGGGAGUACCUUAUGGUAUUCUGACCACCGACUCCAGGGACAAUUGGGCCGAAGCCUACGAGUAUCUGGCUGAGACUCCUGGCAACCGGGACGCCCUCAAGACCAUACAGAGUGCUCUGUUCACCGUCUCACUCGAUGAGGGUACUAGCCUAAAGGACGGCGAAGAGACUGACGAACUUAUUCUAUCGCUGAUCCAUGGCAGUGGCAGCAAGAGGAACAGCGGCAACCGCUGGAUGGACAAGACUAUUCAGCUGGUGGUAAACCCCAAUGGAAACGUCGGAUUCACCUAUGAGCACUCGCCGGCUGAGGGCCAGCCCAUUGCGAUGAUGAUGGACUACGUGGUGCAAAAGAUGAAGGAAGACCCUAGCUUCGGGCAAACUGGCUCACAGGACUUUGCUCCCGCACAGAAAAUUCAGUUCUCUUCGGGCAAUAAAAGUCUAGAGAAAUCUUUGAACGUCGCCCAGGCAAACGUGGACAAACUUGCCGAUGCUCUCCAAAUGAAGGUUCUGAAAUUCACCGGCUUCGGAAAGGAUUUCAUAAAGAAACAGCGUCUGGGUCCGGACAGCUUUGUUCAGAUGGCUCUUCAGCUCGCCUUCUACAAAAUGCACUCGGAACCGCCGGCGCAAUAUGAGUCGGCUCAUCUGCGCAUAUUCGACGGCGGACGAACCGAAACCAUACGCUCUUGCUCCAACGAAUCCCUGGCAUUUUCCCGCGCUAUGCAGGACCCAAAUGCUACCGAUCAGGAACGCGCCGCUAAGCUUCGUGAGGCAGUAGUGUCUCAUCAGACAUAUGCUAAGCUGGCUCUUCAGGGAAAGGGUGUUGAUCGACACCUGCUUGGACUGAAGCUGAUGGCUCAGGAGCAUAGCAAGCCUAUUCCCGAGUUCUUUAAGUCUCCAGGCUUUGUCAAGUCGAGUCACUUCCGCAUGUCCACCUCACAGGUAGCCACUAAAUACGAUGCUUUCAUGGGUUACGGCCCGGCGACUGACGAUGGUUAUGCCUGCUGCUACAAUCCUCGGGAUAAUGAUAUCAUAUUGGCCAUAUCCGCUUGGCGCCAUUGCCCAAUAACGGAUCACUUGAAGUUCGCCAAGACCCUCGAGCAAUCCUUUUUCGAAAUGAAGAAUGUUCUCGAGAAGAACCCGCCUGAGAUAAAGUCGAAGUUGUAAAAAUGUACCAGAGUAAUAAAAUUUAUCAGAGAUUAAA
Molecule: messenger RNA, 2114 nt
Organism: Drosophila mauritiana
Lineage: Eukaryota; Metazoa; Arthropoda; Insecta; Diptera; Drosophilidae
Gene: CRAT
Product: carnitine O-acetyltransferase
Exons: 5
Coding region: 104-2077 (657 amino acids)
Biological process (GO): carnitine metabolic process, CoA-linked
Cellular component (GO): peroxisome
Molecular function (GO): carnitine O-acetyltransferase activity
Source: RefSeq, a predicted model, not a curated record